UAACAGCAGGAAGAACAUCUAGCAAGAAUUAAGAUAUAAAUUUAAAUAAUAAUAAUAAUAUUAAUAUAAAUAGAACAAAUAGUAGCUAUGUGGAUGUCAGCAGCUCGCGAGCUAAAAUGCUGCACACGGAGUCCCUGCCCACCAGCACCACCCACCAAGGCAUCUACGCGCCGCUAAGUCAGGCCAUGACCGACUCCGAAUCCGACGAAGAGAUCGAAAUUCACAACGCCAGCAAGCAUCGCCAGCGAUUCCACAUCGAACAGCAACGACAACAGCAGCAGCAUCACCAGCAGCAGCAACCUCAGCCUACGCCUCAACGCAGUCGCAUUCCGCCAAAUACGUUGGCGCUAAAGUCACCACACACUCGACCCACAGCCACACGUAUUGUGAGCAAACCGCAGGUCCAGCCACAGCCACAGCCCCAGAAGUUCCAACUGGAGACGCCCACGAGCAGCUACACCACCAACAUGCAGAACACAUUCCGCUCCGUGAUGCUCAGCGACUUGGGCGGCGGCAGUGUGGGAGCCGAGUUCUCCAACUUCAACAGCGAAUUCGAUGCCACGGCGGAUAACGUGGCCAUUCUGGGCGGCAGCACGGAGCAGCCCAAGCGCCCGCCCAUGUCCACGGCCAGGCGCAGCUGCUUUAUAGCCUCGCUCUUGCUGUGCCUGUUCGCGGUGCUCGGUUUCGUCUGGCUGGUGCCGUGCGGCAAUGCGGACGGCACCGGAGCCUGCCCAGCCGUGGGCGAUCGGGUGAAGACCCACAACUGGCUGAAUAACUACACCAAAAUAGAGCUCAAGGGCGGCGUCAAUGUGGUCAAUGGACUGCGCGCCUGGGAGAAUAAUUUGAUAUUUUUGUACCGCGGCGAUGCCUUCUUCCCGGAGUUCCGGCCGGGCAAUCACAAGCGGAAUGGCAUCAUCUCGUUGAUUGGCAGCUCUGGCGCUGUGGCCUGGUACGACGAGAUGGUGGACGAACCGGCGGCGCUGGACUGCACGCUGAUCGAUGUGGACAAGAAUGGGAAGCCGGACUGUCUGGUGAUUGAUGAGUACGGCGAGUUGGGGGCCAUUAAUCCGGUGUCGGGACAGUGGCAUUGGCGCUUCAAAGAGCGCUCGGCCCACAAAAUCGAUGCCUACGACUUUCCCAUCAUUCUGCCCGACCUGGAUGGCGAUGGCGUGCUGGACAUAUUGCUGGUGUCCAGCCUGUCGCUGGAGCAGCGCACCAAGUCGCUUGUCCAGCCCAAGCACGAGGCGCCCGCCCAACUGGAGGCGCGCAAUGUGCUCCGCCUGCUAUCGGGGCGCCACGGCAGGCCCAUAGGCGAUGGCUUCCGUGUCCACGACUGCCAGAGGCUGAGCAGCCUCCAGCUGGAGGCCGGCAAUAUCAGCUACAUCUGUCUGCGACCCAAUAGCUCGGAUCAGCAGCGUUCCAAGUCGCUGGCAGAGCUGUAUGCCCUGAUAACCAACAAAUCGAUUGUGGGACAGCGCCUGCUGACCGCCUCCAAGAUCUCGCAGCACCGCAACCACGGACAGCGCCGGGAGAUUGACUCGCAGCGCAACAUUUACUCGCUGAGCGGACGCGAGCUGGUGGUCGAGAAUCGGGGCACAUGCCCCGACGACUGCAACGUGACCUUCGUCUUAAGCGAGGUGCGCGAUGGGAAGGCGCAUGUGCUGAAGAAUUUCACAAACACGGCCAUGUACGGCAUGGUGCCAGCUGAGUACCACUUUAAGAACACCAAAACCCAGAUGUCCGGCUUUGUGAUGAAGUUCUGGAAGUGGCAUGUCGGCAACAAGGUGCCGAAGCAGGCCCAGUCCCAGUUCCCAUCCCAGACAACUCCAUCGCCCGCACACAGCAGCAAUAACAAUGUGCAGAAGAGCAAUGGCAAUGCCGGCAGCGGCAACACCAAGAACAUGAACUCCAUCAAGGACAAGGAGAAGUCGGCACACGGCAAGAAGCAGCAGCAUCAGCAGCAGCAGCAGCAGCGUCUGAGACGCAGCGAAGCCGAAGAAUUUGGUCACGAAUUCCCUCCGGCCAGCCAGCAGUUUGAUGUCUUUGAGCACUUGAUACAGAAGCGUGAAGCCUACGGCGUGCCCUACAAGAAUCAGACCAAGGCCAGCUCUGUGAACGGCAGCGGCGGCAGCAGCUACAAAAUGCAAACGAUCACCGAAACGGUCCUUCUCGUCCUGUUCAUGGGCGCCGAUACGCGUAUUGAGAACACCUCGCAGAGCAACAUUAAGCAGUUCUGCCGCCAGGAGCGCAACGAGAUGGUAUGCCAGCCGGAUAUUAACAACCAGGAGCACUCGAUGCUGAUAGCCGAUCUGGACCAGGAUGGCUCACAGGAGCUGGUCACCUACAUGUCCAGCUUUGAGCACGCCGAGGAUCAGCCGCUAAGCGAAUGGAAAUUGGUCACAUAUGUCCGCCUGCUGCGUAUUCAGUCCGAGCUGCCUGCCUACUACGACGAGAACCACAAUUAGGCAAGGGUCCGCCCGAAA
Molecule: messenger RNA, 2483 nt
Organism: Drosophila obscura
Lineage: Eukaryota; Metazoa; Arthropoda; Insecta; Diptera; Drosophilidae
Exons: 2
Coding region: 117-2465 (782 amino acids)
Source: RefSeq, a predicted model, not a curated record